CGGGGCCGCGCCGAGCUUGCGCGGGAGAGGCUGUCUCCCCGGCGACCCCCGCCGGCGCCGCGCGCCGCGAUGCCCCGAGGGUGCAGCGGCUGCGAGCCGAGCCGGGCUGGAAGCGCGUCGCCACGGACGCGGCGCCCCUCGCCAACUCGGUGACCCUUCGGGAGCCGGGACCGGAGCCCCGGAGGCGACGGUGGGGGCCCGCGCGGGUGGCGAGGUCCGUCUCCUCCCGUCCGGGGGCGGGCGCCGGCUGCGGAGUCUCGGCCUGACUCGCUGCCUCCCGCCUCUCCCCCCGAGCCCCCCGCGAGCUGGCAGAAGGAAAUAGCGCGCGGCCCCUUUAAAUUUACCCAGGAGCCCUUAAAGGAGCCCCAGGGGCCCCCAGACAGGAAUCCCCACCCCGGUCCAGCCCGCGCCGCCGAGCGAGCAGCCAGCCGUCCGUGCGGCCGCUGCCCCUGCAUGCGCCCCGCGCUCCGGCGCCCCGCGCCCCGAGUGCCCCGCGCGGGCCGCCGCCGGCCCCGCGCCCCGCCGCCCGGGGGCCCCGCUCCACGGCGCGGCGCAUGGAACCCGGCGGGGACCACCGGAGCCGGAGCGGCGGCGGCAGGGGCGGCCCCGGGCCAGCAGCGGCCUCGGCACGGGGCCGACGGCUGCCGCCCGCGGGAUCGAGCGGCGGCGCGGAGCCCGAGGACGACGACGGCGGGCAAGAUCUUCAUCUGGAAGGGGGUGCCUUGGGGUCCUGGGGGAGUGCCCCCCUACCCUCCUCCAGGUCCAGGGGACCACCAUCUUCAGGCAGGAAAUAUUCAGACCACUGUGAGGCCCGGGCCUCCAGGCCCGGAAAGAGCCGCAUCCCAGGCCGUGACCACAGGCGAUACUACCAUGACCACUGGCGGCUGGAGUACCUGAUGGACUUCAACCCUGCCCGGCACGGCAUGGUGUGCAUGGUGUGCGGCAGCUCCCUGGCCACGCUCAAGCUCAGCACCAUCAAGCGGCACAUUCGCCAGAAGCACCCCUACUCCCUGCAUUGGAGUCCCCGGGAGAAGGAAGUGAUCAGCAACAGCUGGGAUGCCCACUUGGGGCUGGGGGCCUGUGGAGAGGCUGAGGGCCUGGGGGUCCAGGGGCCUGAGGAGGAGGAGGAGGAGGAAGAGGAAGAGGAAGAAGAGGGGGCUAACCUCCAAGCUUGCCCAUCCAAGGGCCCAGGCAAAGCCCCAGCUGGUGGGGCCGGCAGGCGCCAGCGACGAGGGGGCCCAGUGGCACCCCGGGCUCGGCGCCAGCGCCACUCGGCCUCCCGGAGGGCCAGGGGCAGCAGGGGGCUGGGGGCUCGGCGCCUGGAACGGAGGCUGAAGGAGUCCCUGCAGAACUGGUUCCGGGCAGAGUGUCUCAUGGACUAUGACCCUCGGGGGAACCGGCUGGUGUGCAUGGCAUGUGGCCGGGCACUGCCCAGCCUGCAUCUGGAUGACAUCCGUGCCCACGUGCUGGAGGUGCACCCCAGCUCCCUGGGGCUCAGCGGCCCCCAGCGCAGUGCCCUGCUGCAGGCCUGGGGUGGCCAACCCGAGACACUGUCUGAGCUCACUCAGCCCCCACCAGACGAUGACCUCGUCCCCCAGGACCUGACCAGAAAAAGCCAGGACUCGGCCCCCGCUGCUGGAGCCCCCUCCUCUCAGGAUCUCAGUCCCCCAGACGUAAAGGAAGAGGCUGGCGGGGUCCCUGAGAGGCCCGGGCCCGCAGACAAGAAGGAGGAGCUGGAGGAGGGCGAGAGGGUGGGGGUCCCAGGCCGGUGGCCACGGGGCCGCGACCAUCGCCGCCACUACCAGGAGCGCUGGCGGCUGGAGUACCUCAUGGAGCUGGACGGCGGCCGACGCGGCCUGGUGUGCAUGGUGUGCGGGGGCUCGCUGGCCUCGCUCAAGAUGAGCACCAUCAAGCGGCACAUCCGCCAGCGCCACCCGGGCUCCACGCGCCUCAGCGGGCCGGUCAAGGCCCUCAUCGCCCAGGAGUGGAGCGAGAAGGCCGCCCACCUGCUGGCCCUGGGGCUGCCCUGCCCCGAGCCCCCCAAGGACCCUGCCGCCCCCAGCACAGCCGCAGCCUCCGAGGCGGGGGGAGGGGACCAGGAGGAGGAGCCAGAGGAGGAGGAGUGGUGGGGCGACGCCCCGCCUUCUCCCGGGGAGCCGUCGGAGCGGCCUGCGGAGGGAGAGGAAGACGAGGAGGACGGCCAGGAGCCCGGGGGGCUCGCCUUCCCGCCCCUGCCCCCGCCGCCGCCGCCGCCUCCCCCGCCCCCGCCGCCGCCCCGCAGCCGAGAGCAGCGGCGAAACUACCAGCCGCGCUGGCGGGGCGAGUACCUGAUGGAUUACGACGGCAGCCGGCGCGGCCUGGUGUGCAUGGUGUGCGGGGGCGCGCUGGCCACGCUCAAGGUCAGCACCAUCAAGCGGCACAUCCUGCAGGUGCACCCCUUCUCCAUGGACUUCACGCCCGAGGAGCGCCAGACCAUCCUGGAGGCCUACGAGGAGGCGGCGCUGCGCUGCUACGGCCACGAGGGCUUCAGGCCGCCCGCCCCGGCGCCGCGCGACGGCGGCGCGGACCUCAAGGCGGGCGCCGUGUGUCGGGCGUGAGGGGAGCAGCGGACCCGCGGGCCGGGCGGGGGCGGCCUGGCCGGGGAGAGCGCUGCCGCUGCCCCCCGCUGGCCGGGCCGGGCGGAGGUCGGGGAUCGGUGGGGGGCCGUGGAGUUCCCCGGGCUAAUCGGACCUCGCGCCCUGGCCCUCCCCGCACCGGGCCCCGCGUCUCCCGAGGAGCCACAGCCGCCUCCAGGCGUUUGCACCGAGAGCUCGCAGCCCCGGCCCGGCGGUCCUGUGCGGGACCGGGGUCGGGGCGCCGACAGUCAGUAUUAGGAGCCGAGUCGGGGCUGCGGGAAGGGCGGGGAGGCCGCGCCGCCCCUCCCCUGGCCGGGGGCCCGCUCAGCAGCGCUGCACGCCGGCGGCAGGAGCCCGGGUCAGGCCCGGCGGCGUCUGGGCCUUGCUCCUCGCGGCCGCUCGGAGGCCUGGACGCGGACGCAGACGCAGGCAGCUCCGGAGGCGGGGCCCGGGGCCCGCCCGGCGGGGAAGGUGCGCCGCACCCGGGCUGGCGGCUGUUCGUGGGCGGGAUGGAGCUGGUCGGGGCCCCCGGGCUGCGCCCUCCUCCCGCGGGCACCGCACGCUGGCGGCCCCACCGGCCUCCCGGCGCCCCGCGCGCCUGCGGGACCGAGAUCGAAAGGGAUUAGCACUUUUUCCUUUGCGCCUCUCCUGCUCUGGGGCCCCGUUCACCCCGCAGCUCAGGCGCUGCUGCCUCCCUGGGCGCCUCCGUGGGCCGAACCCGGGCACUGGAGGUCCCGGCCCGGGCGGGAGAGUCCCGUUCCCUCCCUGUCCCCCUCUGUACGCGGCGGGCGCCGCCCGUGCUCAGGGCCCAGGGCCUGGGGCCGGGCCUCGGCCUUCCUUUCUCUCCCCGCGGCGGGCCGGGAAGGGGCCCCGCCAUCUCCCAGGCAGGUCCGAGAGGGAUGUGUAGAUUCAUUCUCCUGUGGAGAACAGGUGGCCCCCAAAGCAGGCCCUUUUGCUCUUUGUAUUUUAUUUUGAAACUGUAUUUAAUGCUUUUAUAUGAAAGGGGAGGGGCGGGGAGAGAGCUGUCCCAGUCACCUUUGCGUGCAAAUGUCUUAUUUAUUAUGCGAGUAUCAGAGAUAAGCUGCGAGGCGGUGGAGAAAGGACUUAACGGAGUGAGGGCGGGGGGUGAGGGUCCCACACGUCCCACGCGGUGACUCCCGCGGCCCCAGCGCCUGCUCUUCGCACAGGCCGGUUCUUUGGGUCUGAAGGCCUGAGAGUGGAGGCAGCGGCUGCCUCUGCGGGCGGGAACAGCAAGGAGGAAGCCCUUCCCCCACCCCCGCCCCCCAGGCCAGAGCCCAGGGUUCAAGUGCUGCAGGCCCGGUCCCCUCGACUCUUCCUGAUUUGGGAAUUGGAUUUUAUACCACGGAUUUUAUAGCAUUUUUAUAUAAUUCAAGAUUGUCAGAGUUGGCAAGACCUUGCAGAGUAACUAGUGUCCGCCUCCACCCCUUUCACAGAUAGGUAAGAGGAAGCCCAGAAACUGAAUGAUCACAGCCAGCUAGGAACAUACAAAAACCAGAAUAAAAAACUCCCAGUUCAGUUUCUUUGCACUAUAUGACGCUGCCUCCCAAUCUCUGGUAAGUCAUAAAAAUGUUUCCACCUGACGGACCACAGGAUGGCCCGCGCUGGUGCUGCAGGCCUUCUGUGCAGUUAGCUGUGACCUGGGGGCGGAAGAAGGCACAGUCCCUGGAAUGACUAAGGCAGGCCUUGCCACGCAGGCUCAGCAGGAGGUGUGGGCAGCAGCCCUCUCCAGAACCUAAGUGGGUUUGACUGCUGCCUGGCCCAAGGCCUCCCAGUCCUCCCCUUAGGGCAAGGGCUCCGCCAUUGUGUGUGUGGGUGGUGUAGCCGCGGGGGCAUGGCCUCGCAGUUGACUGGAAAGUGAGUUACUAGUGUGUGCACCUCCAGGGUUUUUGAGGCAGUAUUACAAGCUUGAGACCAGGGAUUAUGGAUGGCACCAGGCUGGGCACUGCCAUUCUUUUAUUCUCCUUCACGCAAGCUGUUCUCAAAUCUAGAAUUAGUAUUCUACCACUUUUGCUACUCUGCCUGUUCAAAAACAGUAGGCAUAUUGGGGCAGCCUGUUCUAUUCACCCAAGCCCACUGCCGAAGUUCAGGUAAGCCAGGGCAGAGCGCGGGUUAGGCAUGGCGUUUCCUCUUGAUGGGAGUGGAAGGCGCCAUGGCAGCCCCAAGCACCCCAGGGGUUCUCCAAGUAGCCACCAGACCAGCAUUGUAUUGAAACUAACAGAAACGGAAAUGAGGAGGCCCCACCUGACUGCAUCAGACACUGGGGUGGGGCCCAGCAAUGUUUAGAUGAGCCCGUCAAUGAUCACAAAUGGAGCCCACUUCAACGCUGAGCACCAGCGAUCUAGGAAGGGCCAGGGGGUGACUCCUGCUUCGGCUGGAGCUAUGGCCUCACUGCCCAGGGCUCAGGGCGUCCUCAUCUCUAGGUGUAUGCCUCCUUGCCUCGGGGUCUGACGUGAACAGGUGACGUUGCUUCAUGAACUUUUUGUUAAUGGUAUGCUUGCUAUUAUGGCCAAUAUGUAAAUGUUACUCUGAAUACAUAUUUAUGUACCAUGUUAGUGACAUUAUUCGAACAUUUGUAUGCAUAUUUGUCAAGUUUGCAUCAGUUACUAUUUUUUUAAGUUUCAGCCUAAGUUUUGUAAGGUAUGUAAGUUUUAAAAACCCAGCAUAAGGGGCAGGGCAGUCUUAGUUUUGGAGGAGAGUGAGUCCCAGGUGACAGGUUGUUUCAGCAGAGACCCGACGUAUUUAGUUUCCGUUUUCCAUGGCGACUGAGUGCAUGGGCCGUGUGUGAUUUGGAAGCUGCUUCCUGUGUUCUGGGCGGGGACCCUCAGUUGGUGUGAGACUGAACGGGGGCGCAGACCCCGCUGGCCCUUCCACUCCUCAUCUUGCUCCUGAGGCUCGCCUCUUAGAGGGGCUCCUACUUCCUUUCAGAAACCAAAUGCACGUCCUUGCUGUCCUGUGGAAGUUCCGCAGUCUUGGGCAUCAAUACUGGGAUCAACUGUUAGUUGCUUUUAAAAGCCGCAAAAGUGGAGUGGGGGUGGGGGCCGGUGGAAGCCUUGUUUGGUUCUUACUUUAUUCAAACUGUGUAUAAAGAAUAAAGUUAGCAGAAUGACACCAGACUUUUUUUUUAAAUUUUUAUUAAUACCACAUCAAUGUAAAGUUUUACAGGAACCAAGAUUCAAGCUCCUUAGUGCUACUAUAUUUUAAUGUUGCACGCACACACACGCACAGUUUCAAUAGUUUUUCAUCUAUGGGUUUUUCUUUAAAAAAAAAAAUUCCUGUGUGGCACAAAGAUCUGCCCAAUUAUCUAAACACAGCACGAACAGAACAAAAGAGCUAGGGGGUGCAGGCUUCAGUGCAGACAAAGUCCUUGGGAGGGGAAGCCCAAAAAGAUCACCAGUGCACUGACUUCCUGGGAGGGCCAAGGACGGGGCUGGAGAAUGCGUUUUCUAUGCCAUGACAUGAAAUCAGUUGAAAAUUUCAAAAGGAAAGGGGGCUAAGAAAUAGAAUGGAGUAAGGCAAGGAUACCUUGUACCCAUCUAAAUUCCUAAGUAAUUUCCCCCCAAAAGUAGAAAGACACUUUCCUUCUGCCGCCUUCUACACUGCAGUGCUUUGGGGCCAUCAAAGAUCACGGCCCCUACUUUGAAGUCACCGUGCAUAUUCCCUCUGGGUUAGCAUGAGUUACGCCUGAAGGAACUCACCGCUGCCUUUCACGUUUACUGAAUUUUCAUGCUGGAAGGGGAGGAAGACAGUCUCAAACGGGAAUCCAAGGUCCCCCAUCGCCCUUCCAUGUAAGCUGUUCUGUUGUCUUAAUUGUGCACAGAGCCCAUCAACACCAUCUGACCCUGCCGGCAGCCCUGACCUGGCUCCUGGAACACACUCAGGAGGAGCACCGUGGGCCAUGGCACAGGUGCUAGGACAUUCUAUGCGCCCGAAGAGAAAGGAGCCCUCAAAACAUCACAGCCAGCAGCUAGCCUCUGUUCCAACUGCCUAUGACCC
Molecule: messenger RNA, 6629 nt
Organism: Myotis daubentonii (Daubenton's bat)
Lineage: Eukaryota; Metazoa; Chordata; Mammalia; Chiroptera; Vespertilionidae
Gene: ZFTA
Product: zinc finger translocation associated
Biological process (GO): negative regulation of DNA-templated transcription
Source: RefSeq, a predicted model, not a curated record